Molecule: messenger RNA, 4264 nt
Organism: Conger conger (European conger)
Lineage: Eukaryota; Metazoa; Chordata; Actinopteri; Anguilliformes; Congridae
Product: netrin receptor UNC5C-like
Exons: 17
Coding region: 504-3332 (942 amino acids)
Biological process (GO): netrin-activated signaling pathway
Cellular component (GO): membrane
Molecular function (GO): protein binding; netrin receptor activity
Source: RefSeq, a predicted model, not a curated record
AGACGCGGAGUUGUGCCAGGAGGAUGCAUUCUCUGCACCGAGAGGAGUGAGGGAGCUACGGCAGUGUGGAUGGAAGUCCUUAACAACAGUAUAUAUAUUCGUAUAAAUAUUUUGUUUGUUUGUUUGGUGAACCUGACACAUUCAGUCGAUCAAUCCUCGCAGUUUAUUUAAACAAUUGCGUAAUAAAAACAAAUCAAUAAACAGUUCGUUGUUUGGGGUUUUGCACUUAGUGUCUAAUGCUAGAGGGCGGUGGCAUUUCGCCGUGCAUUAGCCAGCUCGACAUCUGUCACAACAUCACUGAGUGUCAUCGGAAAAGUCCUGGGACCAACUGAACCGGCUUUUUGCCUCCCCUCCCCAUUUUCGUGUUCCCCCAAACCCUUUUUAAGACUGCUCAAAGCGGAGUUUGGAACUAACCCAUUUAGCUACGAGUGUGCACUCGUUACAGCGGUACUUGGCAUUUCCAAGCGGAUUUUCACUCUUCAGGGAGUGCGGUUCUUCGGAUCAUGUGGAAAAGGGACCCGAUUCUGAACGGUGGAAUGAGAUUCACGGGAUACUUAUCGCAGAUGUACACGGUACCGGGAUUUCUCCUGUUUGUCAUGAUCCACCUCGGAGCCGCGCAAGUGGACGAGGACUUCCUGGGGUUGGGUGGGCUUCCAGAAACGUUCCCGUCGGACCCCCCCGAGCCCCUCCCCCACUUCCUGGCCGAGCCCGAGGAGGCCUACAUCGUGAAGAACCGGCCCGUCAGCCUCUACUGCCGGGCCACGCCCGCCACGCAGAUCUACUUCAAGUGCAACAGCGAGUGGGUCCACCAGAGGGAGCACACCGUGGAGGAGCGCGUGGACGAGACCUCCGGUCUGGUGGUGCGGGAGGCCAGCAUUGAGAUUUCUCGGCAGCAGGUGGAGGAGCUCUUUGGUCUGGAGGAUUUCUGGUGCCAGUGCGUGGCGUGGAGCUCGGCCGGGACCACCAAGAGCCGCCGCGCCCACGUGCGCAUCGCGUAUCUCAAGAAACCGUUUGACCAGGAGCCACUGGGGAAGGAAGUCUCUCUGGAACAGGAAGUUCUUCUGCAGUGCCGGCCCCCUGACGGAAUACCUGCUGCUGAGGUGGAGUGGCUGAAGAACGAGGAGAUCAUCGACCCGGCUGACGACCGGAACUUCUACAUCACCAUCGACCACAACCUGAUCAUCAAGCAGGCGCGCCUGUCCGACACGGCCAACUACACCUGCGUCGCCAAGAACAUCGUCGCUAAGCGCAGGAGCACUACGGCAACCGUCAUCGUCUACGUGAACGGCGGUUGGUCGACGUGGACGGAGUGGUCGGUCUGCAGCAGCCGUUGCGGUCGGGGGUUCCAGAAGAGGACCCGGAGCUGCACCAACCCCGCACCCCUCAACGGGGGCUCCAUCUGUGAGGGGCAGAACCUCCAAAAGCUGGCCUGCACCUCCUUGUGUCCGGUGGACGGUCUUUGGACAGACUGGACUAAGUGGGCGACCUGUGGCACAGAGUGUACCCACUGGAGGAGGAGAGAGUGCAGCGCUCCGGCACCCAAAAACGGGGGAAAGGACUGCGAAGGGGCGGUGCUCCAGUCCCAGAACUGCACCGACGGGCUGUGUAUGCAGAGUUCAGUAUCUCAGAUGUCUCCUGAGCGUAAGCCACAGAGUGAUUUUGGAUUUCCAUCGGCGCCCGGCUCGGACGACGUGGUGCUGUACGUGGGCGUGGUCAUCGCCGUCAUCAUGUGCCUGGUGAUCUCCGCCAUCGUGGCGCUGUUCGUCUACCGCAAGAGCCACCGCCACUUCCACUCCGACGUGGACUCGUCCGCCCUCAACGGCGGCUUCCAGCCCGUCAGCAUCAAGACCGCCAGGACGGCAGACCUCCUGGCGACCUCGCCCGACCUGACGUCGGCGGCGGCCGUGUACCGCGGGCCCGUCUACGCCCUGCACGACGUCUCCGACAAGAUCCCCAUGACCACCUCGCCCCUGCUGGACCCCCUGCCCAACCUGAAGAUCAAGGUGUACACCUCGCCCCAGGAGGAGCCCUGCGAGCCCAGGGUCACGCACUCCCUGCUGGACGGAGACCCCGGGGGCCCUCGCUGCCAGAGCCUGGCCCGCGCCCGCGACCCCUCCUGCACCGCCUUCGGCUCCUUCAACUCGCUGGGGGGGCACCUCAUCGUGCCCAACUCAGGCGUGAGCUUGCUGGUGCCGGCUGGAGCCGUUCCUCAGGGCCGCGUGUACGAGAUGUACGUCACGCUGCACAGGAAGGACAGCAUGAGACCGCCGGUGGAGGAUGUUCAGACGGUGCUGAGCCCCGUGGUGAGCUGUGGCCCCCCAGGGGCCCUUCUGAACCGGCCCGUUAUCAUCACCAUGCACCACUGCGCCCAGGCCCACGCCCCGGCCCACGCCCAGGACUGGCACAUCCAGCUCAGGAGCCAAUCAGAGCAGGGCCAGUGGGAGGACGUGGUGGUGGUGGGGGCGGAGAACUUCACCACGCCCUGCUACAUCCAGAUGGGCGCGGAGGCGUGCCACAUCCUGACGGAGACGCUGGGGACCUACUGCCUGGUGGGCCAGUCAGUCAGCAGCGCCGCCACCAAGAGACUGAAGCUCGCCAUCUUCGGCCCGGCCGCGUGCGCCUCCCCGGAGUACCACGUGCGCGUCUACUGCCUGGACGACACGCAGGACGCCCUCAAGGAGGUCCUGCAGAUGGAGAAGCAGAUGGGGGGGAAGCUGCUGGAUGAACCGAAGACGCUGAGCUUCAAGGACAGCAGCCACAACCUGCGGCUGUCCGUGCACGACGUUCCCCACGCCCUGUGGAGGAACAGGCUGCUCGCCAAGUACCAGGAGAUCCCGUUCUACCUGGUGUGGAGCGGCUCCCAGCGUUCCCUGCACUGCACCUUCACUCUGGAGCGCUUCGCCAUGACGACCACAGAGCUCACCUGCAAGCUGUGUGUGCGGCAGGUGGAGGGGGAGGGGCAGAUAUUCCAGCUCAACAGCACUCUGUGUGAGGACAUCCAGAGCAUAGACACGUCUCUGCUGGAUCCGGCCAGCAGCAUCACCACCCUGGUGGGGCCCGGGGCCUUCCGCAUCCCCCUGUCCAUCCGCCACAAGCUCUGCAGCAGCCUGGACGCCCCCCAGACCCGGGGCAACGACUGGAGGAUGCUGGCACACAAACUCAGCCUGGACAGGUACCUGAACUACUUUGCCACAAAGUCCAGCCCGACGGGGGUGAUCCUGGACCUGUGGGAGGCCCAGCACUUCCCCGACGGGGGCCUGGCCCGCCUGGCCGCGGUGCUGGAGGAGAUGGGUCGGCAGGAGGCCUUCGUUCCCAUGGCAACGGAGCACUGACGCCAAGAGGAGCCCGGCGACGAGAGACGACCGACCGACCGGCGUCCCCCGGGCGACGCCCAGGGAGCUCCCGCAGAUCCAGUCCUCCGGCGAUGUAAACAGGUCAAAAAACCCAGCGUGAACAUCCUUUCUUGGAAGAGAAACUAAUUAUGUUUUUCACUACAAUGAAAAUGCGACAAGACAAAAAAAAAAGGCGAAGAAAAAAUAGUAUUUUGUUUGUUUGUUUUUUAAAAAUAAAUGAUGGUGUGUAUGAAAUGGAACCAGAUGUUUCUUAGCUGUACGCGCUCAGUACAGUUUUUCCUGUCGACAGUUUCCUAGGAAACGCUUUAUUCUGCUGUCCAUGUAUGUGGAUGAUAUCGUGCUCCAGACGCGGCGUGAAUCACGGAAAACCAGGAGAAACAUUCCCGCCCGCCGCGACAUUCCCACCGGCCUGCUCCGAAAAUGAUCCAUCACGCGCGUUUCAUUUAUAUCCACACGCUCAAGUACUCCUCUCAUUGCAAAAGGAAAUAGCAGGCGGUUGACAAACCAACGUAAUGUGUGUUAGUAAGGGGAUGGACCUUCACAAGCCAUCAGACCAGCUUCGCCAUCCCCAGGUUCCACAAGUCUCCGGAACGCCACUGGAGGGACGGAAGGCCGUUCUUCCGGGCGAUAUUCCCUCGUUUGAGGUUUCGAUGAUGGCGGUGGGGAGCGCUGUUUAAGAGGCGUUCAGUUGGGUUGAGACCUGGUUGAGUCUUGUUAAGGCCCAGAGCAUUUGAUUCAUCGUUUAAACACGUAUCCAACCACUCAGUGACCAUCCCCUAAUCCGCAGUGGAUGGGGGCGUGGAAGAGACCACUCCCAGCAGGAUAGAGAUGUUUCAUCAUGGGCUGCGGUGGCGCAACAGGCUAAGACGCAGCAGACUUGCGGUUGCAGUUUGCUGCAGUUGUACAUCGGG